Molecule: messenger RNA, 591 nt
Organism: Brassicogethes aeneus
Lineage: Eukaryota; Metazoa; Arthropoda; Insecta; Coleoptera; Nitidulidae
Source: the annotation of a GenBank genome assembly
AUGAAUAUCCUGGACGACAAUAAUUUAACGACAGAUGCCAUGCCAAGUCCGCCAAGAGAUGAAAAUCAAGAAAAUAAUGAAAAACGUGAAAAUAACGAUAAACAAAGCGAGUCGAAUGAAUGUUUUGAAGAAGAACCCAUUAAACAGAACAGAACUGGGCGGGAUAAUCCAAGAAAUUGCAGUUCCAAUAUAAUGGUAAACAUCAGUAACUCCAAUCACGUGCAUGUGGGAUCAAAUACAACAAUAGUGUUAAAUAAAAAAGAAGCCAAAAAAAAAUAUCAAAUGACAGAUUCUGUUAGAAGGUUAAUGGAAAAUAGGAAACCUGUUAGUAAAAGUGAUAUUUCAUUUUUGGCGACGCAUAUUGGUGAUGGUUGGAAAAAUACUGCAAGAAAUUUGGAUUAUUCUGAAGGACAAAUAAACCAACUUUAUAUAGAUAACCAUUCACAUGGUGUAAGAGAGGUGAUUUAUCAAUUUUUAUUGGAUUGGAUACAAAACGAGCCAGAAAAGGCUACUGUAUCUAAAUUGGCGUUAACGCUUUGGGAAGCGGAUGAAAAAGAUGCUGUUAAUAGGUGGUCAAAAGAAUUGGUUUAG